CACAAGCCGGAAGUGGCUGUUGGUGAUAUUCUGAUUGACAGCGAUCAGGCAAGUCCAGAGAGUUUAAAAAGCCGUUAAAGUGGCGGUUUCUUCAGUCGGAAGAAUGGCCCGUGUCUUUGUCUAUGGAACCCUUAAGAAAGGGCAGCCGAACUACUAUAACAUGACAGACAGGACUCAUGGGACAGCAAAGUUCCAGGGCAGAGGACUCACAAUGGAGAAAUACCCCCUGGUGAUUGCAGGGAAAUACAACAUUCCCUUUUUGCUGAACAUCCCAGGAAGGGGGCACCGAAUCACAGGAGAGAUUUAUUUUGUCGAUGACCAGAUGUUGCAAUUCCUCGAUGAAUUUGAAGACUGCCCAAACAUGUAUCAGCGUACUCCAAUGAGAAUUGAAAUAGUUGAGUGGGAAGGUACAAGCAACACACCUGAAGAGAGGCCAGCUGUUAACAGCAUUCUGGAAUGCUAUGCAUACAGCACUACAAUUUACCAGCCUGACUGGAUAAAUCUCCCUUACUAUGACAACUACGAUUCCUUUGGGAAACAUGGACUUCUGUACGUACUAAGGGAAAGCAGGGGAGAUAAAAAUCAAUGAUUUUAAAAGCAAGCGGAUUUUUUUUUGAUAAAAAAGUUUUAAUUAAGAUACAUUAUAGUUUAAAGGUGGCUCAUCUUACAAUAGGGAUUGUAAAGUUUAAUUCUGUAGCAGGAGACAAUGUAUUCGUAACAUUUGUGGCAAGUUUUGUAAAUAAGUUUAAAACUGGAAAAUAAGUUGCUUUUAUUGAUCAGAAACAGGGAAUAAGAUAUGUAGAGCUUUUUAGUGAAAGAAAGCACUAACGGGCAGGAUGUAAACUUCCACCAUCAGAUGCUAGUGGAGGAGGACCUCCUUGCCACCCCAGUUCUAUUGCAGCCUACUGUGCCCCACACAAAAUUCUGCUCCUGGGGGCGGGCAGAGACCCUUACGAACAGUGGGAGGGGCACAGUGAGUUCUGGACAGGGAGAGGGGAGACCAGCAGAAACUUCUCUUCUGCCAAGAGUAGUGCCAGUGUAGGCUGGCAGAGGCAGCCAUUUGGACCGAACCCAUAGAUUCUGACCAGGAAAUGGUUGAUUUUAAAUAAGUAUACUGAGGCUUGCAAACUUUUACUUGCUUAAUCAAGUAGGAUAAAUAAUAGACAAGGUGUAAACCAAGAACUACAGUUAAGACAACUGCAUCAAUAUUUUUCUUUUUAGUAGAAAGGAAAUCCUGCUGUAUUUGGCAGUUUACUGGCAGGGAGGGGAGAUCACUGCUCAAGCUCAGUGCAAACUUUUUUCAUUACCGCACGACAUUUACAUAAGCCACAAAACGGUCCUUGGAAGAAACCCUUUAAUCAAGUGCUGAGAUGUGAAUGAGUUCAUGAAAGGAACUGAGCCACCAACAAAGAUGUGUUCAGUAAGCUCCAGAAGUCCAAGCCUUUGGGUUUCAGUACCUGACAGUGAGCCAGGAGGCUGGGCAGCAUUACCCACGGACCGGCCAUUCAUGCCAUGGCAUUGUUCUGGUGUGGAGUGAUGAGCAUUGCUCCAGAAAUGCAAACAGGGUUGAUGUGCUGCCAAGGAAUUCAGUCACCACAGAAGCUACAGCAACAACAGAGAAGUGGGCAGAGAGAGCAGGAGAGCCUGUUUACAUGCCUGUUACUCAAGCAGUGUUUCUGCUAUCAUGCGGCCAACUUACUACUUCCUUCACUGGCUCUUUUCCAGGCCAGAUCAGGGUCCUUUACCACUAUGUGUUUUAGUAUAGUAUAGUUUUAGUAUAGUUUACAUACCCUACUUAAUAAGUGUGCUUCAGUUGCAUGAUUAAUCCUAGAUUACAUUGCAUUACUUUGCAAAAUCUACAUUGAUUAUGAUGGUUAUUACUGAUUGCUGGGAGGCAGCAUUUUGAAUCAGCCAUAUGUCUUAGCACCCUCAUUUGUCUUAGAAGUCAGCAGUUCUGAACAUACACAGGGGUGAGAAGGUAGAGAUUGGGCCGCCGGCUACUGCUGAACCAAACGCUCCACACCCUUUGAAGGAAAACAUUUUUUUCUGUGUUUUAAAAAAUGUAGGCUUCAAGAGAUCCUUUACAAUACCCGUCAAGCACAGAAGGAGCCAUAGUUCAUAAUGAGUACAUGGAACCACUUGUCCUUGUGACAUGGUGCUAUUUUUAUGAACUGGAUACAUUUUAUGUUUGUACACAUGCAGUUGCUUUGUCACAGGUCUGAUUUAUCAUUCCUUUUGUAUUUGCUCAUCUUCCUUGACUCUGUACUUUAACGUCCAAGUUUUUAGACAAGUAUUUUAGUUGUAUUUUGCAUUAAUUGUAUUUUGGUAGCAAUAAAUGCUAAAACCCAGAAUUUAUUAACACUGAGUUGGCUUCAAGAAUUCCUUUAUAUUAGCCAAGGAGUGAACCAUCUAUUUGUAAAAUUAUAGCAUUUAUACCAUAUUUUAUUUUAUUGUUUAAAUCACUAACUCCCUAAAAAAAAGAGAGAGAGAGAGAGAAACCUCACUAAUUUACAGAAAGAGAUCACUUUGAUAAUGUGUUAUGGUCGCCUGUGCUGAAACUUUUGGAGUUGUUUUAAUCAUUUCUGUGCUCAGGGAUUUGUUUAAAUGUAGUUGACUGCUGCACUACAAGAGAAUUAAUCAGCGGUAUGACAAUGUUAUGCACCAACAAAUAUUCAAUUAAAGUCUUUAAAG
This is a messenger RNA of Heteronotia binoei (common prickly gecko), 2691 nucleotides long. It is a transcript of the gene GGACT, whose product is annotated as gamma-glutamylamine cyclotransferase. NCBI's taxonomy places the organism in Eukaryota, Metazoa, Chordata, Lepidosauria, Squamata, Gekkonidae. The record is from RefSeq and is a predicted model, not a curated record. The coding region runs from base 104 to 589 and encodes 161 amino acids. Gene Ontology annotation, molecular function: gamma-glutamylaminecyclotransferase activity. The transcript is spliced from 2 exons.